AACAGGCAUGUCCACAGUAGCUUGAAUAAUGGGUAAACUAUUUUAUUUGGCCGGAGUUUUGUCUUCAUACACUCUGACUGAAAUGCAAGGACAUCAAAAGAUGAGAGAUGCAAAUGGCGGCUUACUGCUUGUGAAGAUAGACGAGGAAGAUCCCAUUAGUUCGGAUACAAUGGAGGAGCUCAUUGCUGCAAUGGACAAGGGAAAGUCAUCAAUCAUGUUAGCCGGGAAUCACUGGGCCUUGAACCAAUACAUGAAGUGCAACCUCAAUUUGUACAGAAGGUUCUCAACAAGGCUACCGUUCGACGACCUAACUUGCGAAGAUCUUGCCAUGAUUCUUGAGAAGAAGGCAAGCAUUAAAGGGGAGAGCGAUAUGUUAUGUGGUUUUGAGCUGGACAGUUCUUGUAGCACGGACAGUAUUGCUCGGACGAUUGCUGAGCUUACGCCUCAAAAUCUACGAAGCUUGCUGAAUGCACAUUUGCUGGAUCAGAUGCUAAUUGAGGCAAAGAAAGUGGCUAGGUGA
This is a messenger RNA of Salvia splendens (bonfire salvia), 520 nucleotides long. RefSeq lists its product as uncharacterized. The record is from RefSeq and is a predicted model, not a curated record. Gene Ontology annotation, molecular function: ATP hydrolysis activity. The transcript has 2 exons. Lineage: Eukaryota; Viridiplantae; Streptophyta; Magnoliopsida; Lamiales; Lamiaceae. Bases 29 to 520 code for a protein of 163 amino acids.